Molecule: messenger RNA, 1513 nt
Organism: Rhincodon typus (whale shark)
Lineage: Eukaryota; Metazoa; Chordata; Chondrichthyes; Orectolobiformes; Rhincodontidae
Product: BAALC binder of MAP3K1 and KLF4
Exons: 4
Coding region: 501-1058 (185 amino acids)
Cellular component (GO): cytoplasm
Source: RefSeq, a predicted model, not a curated record
CGCUUGCAAAAUUGCGAAUAAACUCGAUUCCAACGUAUGAAAAAAGACGUUGAAACCAAUAAGCGAGAGCCAGCCUUCUGCACUCCUGGAAAUUGACGUCUGGCAGUUUUACCACGGACUUUGUAUUUCCAGCAGCCUUGUCUUUGGUCACGGCAGACAAAUCGAUACUGCUGGCGGGCUUUUUCACAAUUUGCGGCAAGUGCCAGCCUUCUGAGGGUUUUCUAAAAAAAGACUGGGAAGGUCAGUGAGGUGUUUCGGUCGAAGAAUUAAAAGGUGCUGGAUUUAUUCAGCACAGCAUCCUUGACGUCAGGAUCUCUUUAUUCCCACCAUGGUGAGAGUGCGGGGAUCUCAUUAGAGCAUCCAGACACACACACAGGUAGCGAUGAUGUUUCCCUUCAGUUUUGCAGCGGGCCGGUUUGCCGUGCUCCCCCUGGAUUCGGAGUGACUGGCUGCACGGAGAGUGCAUUUCCAGCUGGGAUCCGCGCCUUGGAGCGGACGGGAUGGGCUGUGGCGGUAGCCGUGCUGACACCAUCGAGCCCCGGUAUUACGAGAGCUGGACCAGGGAGACCGAGUCAACGUGGCUGACCAACACCGACACAGAGGCUCCUCAGCCGGGCAUUGCCAAAGGCUGCAGCAGCAUCGCCAGCGAGCCCAGUGCUCUGGAGAAAGGCUCGGAACAUGUGUAUUCCGGCAGUGGGGGUGAAGGUACAGGAUACCUUCAAGUCCAUACUCGGGAUGCAGAGGAAGCAAGUAGCAGCAGAGAUACUUUAGAAGCAGGAAUCCAAAUCCAAACCCAUGUGACUGUGUCUGCUAAUGUACAUGAAAAAGUGAGCACCGAUAAAAAGACAACAAAUGUUGGGACAAACACACAGAUCGGAAAACAUCACCUUACACAGGUCCCACCAACUAUGAAACAGAAAAGACGAUUAUUCAGAACAGAAGAGAAAAAAAAAUGGGACUCCAACAAGAUGCCAGCAAAAGAAGUCAACAUUCAUGUCACAAAGAGUAUCUGUUCGGUUGAGUCAGAUGAAGGAAAAAUGGAGAACUGUACGAAGUAAAGGAAAUUAACCCAGGAGCUUACGGGGCAAGGAGAUCAAUACUGUGCAUUUUACAACAGAUCCAUUGCCCCAAAAAAAAGACUUACAAUCAUGAAAUGCUGAAAAAUACUACUAAGUUGAGUGGAAAAUAAUUAUUUCUUUGUGCCUUGAGAACCAACAUUUGAAGAUUUGUGGAAAAUUUGAUCAUGCAGAUCUUCUUAAAAUAUUUUUCAGAAAGCAAAUGUAAUCAAUGUACCAAAAUGUAUCAAUGAUUUUAGCUGAAAUUCUAAGCAUACACAAGAUCUAAGUAACUUGAAUUAUGCAUGUUGGUUUUUCUGACAAAUCUGUUGGUCUUUUCUGCAGAUGGAACCAAAUGGACAAUUGUACAUUAAUUAAAAGAUCUCUUCAGUUCUCAUUGAGCUACAUAAGCUGGUUUCAAACCUCUUUAAAAAAGCUUUUGAUCAUCUCUCAAGGUU